Pararge aegeria (speckled wood butterfly) is the source of this 783-nucleotide messenger RNA. RefSeq lists its product as uncharacterized. Gene Ontology annotation, biological process: regulation of cell cycle. The record is from RefSeq and is a predicted model, not a curated record. Bases 197 to 739 code for a protein of 180 amino acids. Gene Ontology annotation, molecular function: cyclin-dependent protein serine/threonine kinase inhibitor activity. The transcript is spliced from 2 exons. NCBI's taxonomy places the organism in Eukaryota, Metazoa, Arthropoda, Insecta, Lepidoptera, Nymphalidae. Gene Ontology annotation, cellular component: nucleus.
UAGUCGGUAGCGCGCGCGCACGCUGCAUCGUGUUUUGAGGUUAGAAUUGGCGCGGUUUCGCUGGCCAGGUGCUCUCGACGCCCCCGCUCGCACGCCUAACUCCGUCCCUCUCGCGCUACCUGACAGCUGUUUUCUCUCGGGAGAUUAUUAGUCAGAUGUUUCUGUGAACCAGUCGGAGCUCACCUGACGUGGUACUAUGGCGGCUGGAGGACGUACACCCAAGCAAAGGAGAUUCGAGAUAUCUUCUACCAUGGCGCUAAGAACCAACACCCCAAGGCGAAGACGUGGGAGCUGCAAGUGUCUAUUCGGAGCUCCGGACAGGGACGAGACGAAGCGUCUGAUGGCAGAGCAGUACGCAAGAGAAAGGAAGCGGUUUAUUAGGCGAUUCAACUUUGACAUUGAAACUGAGUGCGCCCACAAAGGUGCUAAAUUGGACUCUCCUGUUAAAUUUUGUGAGGAGGACAAGGAAAAUGGCAGUCCAAGGAAUCCUAGGACCGGAGCUGAGGCCUUAGCGUGUGUAGAGAAUACGGAUUUGCGGGUGCUGGGAUCACCUUCACGCCGCAGUGCUGGUAGCUCGCCUAGGACUCCGACAAGGACUCCACGGACGCCAAGGACUCCUCGUGCAUCGAGGACACCACGUACUCCUAGAACUCCUGCGUCAAGAAGACAACUCCAAAUGACAGAUUAUUGGACGUUAAGAAAACACGCGGAUGGUGCGUCGAGUGACAAAGAAAAUUAAUUUAUUUAAAAAAGCUUACUUAUAUUUUUUUUAAUUACGUACGU